This is a messenger RNA of Sungouiella intermedia, 486 nucleotides long. NCBI's taxonomy places the organism in Eukaryota, Fungi, Ascomycota, Pichiomycetes, Serinales, Metschnikowiaceae. The record is from the annotation of a GenBank genome assembly.
AUGAGUUCCACCAGCUCCGAACUCACCCCACUCUUUGCUCCGUUCUUGGGUUUCGCCGGCUGUGCCGCAUCCAUGAUCUUUUCAUGCGUGGGUGCAGCUUUCGGCUCGGCAAAGUCCGGAAUUGGUAUCUCGGGUAUUGGUACUUUCAAGCCUGAGCUUAUCAUGAAAUCUUUAAUUCCCGUGGUGUUGUCGGGUAUUCUCUCUGUGUACGGAUUGGUUGUGUCGGUGUUGAUUGCCGGAGGCAUGAAUCCAUCCGAAGAGUAUUCGUUGUUCAAAGGCACUAUGCACUUUGCUUGCGGCCUUUCAGUUGGUUUGGCUUGUAUGGCUUCUGGUUACGCCAUUGGAGUCGUGGGCGACGAGGGUGUCAGACAAUUCAUGCACCAACCUCGUUUGUUUGUGGGAAUUGUGUUGAUAUUGAUUUUCGCCGAAGUUUUGGGCUUGUAUGGCUUGAUUAUUGCCUUGAUCUUGAACACCAAGGGUACUUAG